AUGUCUGACGGUGUGCGACAGGCUCUUCGAGAUGGUGGCAUUCGGACCAUGAGCCAUCUGGCGUUUGCAAUCGGCCAGCCAAACCAGCCACUUACAAAUGAUGAAGUAGGAGCUUUUCUGAGAACCCUCCUAUCGAGGGAGGCAACCUUGCAGGAAGUAGCGUUGAUCAAGAGAAUCACGUUCGAAGCUCAGACUUACUUAGUCGCUUUUUUACGCCAAGGAGUAGAGCAGCAAGAUGACACACUACCAAAGAAGAUUCCUUUCGCUGAGCGACAGACACGCAUGGAUGCUUUGAAGACCCGUUUGACAGGUGUGGCCAUUAAGGGCGAACUUGAGCCCGCCCAUGUUGUUUUGGAGCGAGCUUGUCAGAUGUAUGACCAAAACAUCAUAAAGUUUUUGGAGCCUUCUGUUUGCAUUGUAUAG
This is a messenger RNA of Durusdinium trenchii, 423 nucleotides long. The record is from the annotation of a GenBank genome assembly. Lineage: Eukaryota; Dinophyceae; Suessiales; Symbiodiniaceae.